UAAGGCGGUAACUCCAACAGCCAUUCCACUCACUCUUCUCCUUCGGUCCUCCGGUUCUUCCCCCUCGCAUUCCCUCCUCCACGCCCCUCCCGGCGAAGCCUAGGGUUUUAACGGCUACUCCUCUCCACCCGCCGCUUGGCCACCGCCGUUUCCCCCAGCCUCCCAUGCCGCCGAUGGACGUGGACUCGGACCCAGCCGCCGCGAGCAAGCCCACCCAGAUGGACCUCGAGGACCAGACGGACUCGAAGGGGAAGGGGAAGGCGGAAGAGGAGGGGAGCGGGAAGGGCGAGCUCGCAGACUCCAUCGGGAGCCUCUCCAUCGGCCCGGGGCGCACCGACUUCAAGAAGAAGCCCGUGAUCAUCAUCGUCAUCGGCAUGGCCGGGACUGGGAAGACGACCUUGAUGCACCGGCUGGUGUGCGAUAUGCAUGCAUCAAACAAGAGGGGCUACGUCAUCAACCUCGACCCUGCGGUGAUGACGCUGCCAUUUGGUGCCAACAUUGAUAUCCGUGACACCGUGCGGUAUAAGGAUGUGAUGAAGGAGUACGGGCUUGGUCCCAACGGUGGCAUCCUCACCUCGCUCAACUUGUUUGCCACCAAGUUCGAUGAGGUUGUGUCUGUUAUUGAAAGGCGUGCAGACCAGUUGGAUUAUGUGCUGGUGGACACUCCUGGCCAGAUUGAGAUCUUCACUUGGUCGGCUUCAGGAGCUAUCAUUACUGAAGCUUUUGCAUCAACAUUUCCAACAGUUGUUGCAUAUGUUGUUGACACACCCAGAUCAACAAACCCUGUCACCUUUAUGAGCAACAUGCUUUAUGCCUGCAGUAUUCUCUACAAAACCCGCCUCCCUCUAGUUCUGACAUUUAACAAGGUUGAUGUUGCCAAGCAUGAGUUUACUAUCGAAUGGAUGCAAGACUUUGAUGCGUUUCAGACAGCUUUGGAUUCGGACAAUUCUUACGCCUCUACAUUUACCCGAAGCCUCUCUCUGGUUCUUGACGAAUUUUACAAGAAUCUACGUUCUGUUGGAGUAUCUGCAGUGUCUGGUACUGGAGUCGAUACAUUUUUUGAAGCUAUAGAAGCAAGCGCCAAGGAAUAUAUGGAAACUUACAGGGCUGAUCUUGACAAGAGGAUUGCUGAAAAGGAAAGAUUGGAAGCAGAACGUAGGAAGGAGAACAUGGAAAAAUUGCAGAGAGAUGUGAUGAAAUCCAAAGGACAAACUGUGGUACUCAGCACUGGUUUGAAGGACAAAAAUCCUGCUUCAGACAUGAUGGAGAAUGCUGAUGAGGAGGAAGAAGAGGAGGCUUUGGAAGAUUUCAGGUUUUCCGAGGAUGAUGAUGAUGAAGAAGAUGGAGAAGAUGAGGAAGUGGCUCAUUUCAGCUUUUGAGGUGACCCAACAGUAAGUUUACUUGGUGUACUGAUGGAGAACCCAUUGAUACGUUUCCGAUUUACUGAAGUGGAAUGAAAAACCGUCUAUAUCAGUAGGUUGACUCUGCUAUUAGUCUUGUAAAUCAAUUCUAGCACUUGUUUGAACACGAUAUCCUGCGGUUGAAUUUGAUCACUUCGCUGAGCUGAA
Messenger RNA from Phragmites australis (common reed), 1568 nucleotides. Its product is annotated as GPN-loop GTPase QQT2-like. The transcript is spliced from 7 exons. Lineage: Eukaryota; Viridiplantae; Streptophyta; Magnoliopsida; Poales; Poaceae. The coding region runs from base 165 to 1379 and encodes 404 amino acids. The record is from RefSeq and is a predicted model, not a curated record. Gene Ontology annotation, molecular function: GTPase activity.